This is a messenger RNA of Pomacea canaliculata, 5281 nucleotides long. Its product is annotated as kelch-like protein 18. Gene Ontology annotation, molecular function: protein binding. The transcript has 11 exons. Bases 128 to 1918 code for a protein of 596 amino acids. The record is from RefSeq and is a predicted model, not a curated record. NCBI's taxonomy places the organism in Eukaryota, Metazoa, Mollusca, Gastropoda, Architaenioglossa, Ampullariidae.
UGAAUAGAAUACUGUGGCAUCUUUGACAGUUAAAAUCUUUAGUUUUUAUUAGCUUUUUAUGUGUACAAAAUAUUUAAUAAUCGAAGUUUGAAAAAGUUCGGGGCAGACUACUCUGAAUGUCUGCGAUAUGGCUGAUUGUGUUUUAUCCAUUCAGACAGUAUCGCUGAUUUGGCCGAAGAAAGGAAAAGUCAUGUCAAGAGAUUGCGAAGAUACCGUCAUUUUUAAAAAGCCUGAUCUUCCAAUAUGUGCGUUUCCUCUAAUUGCAGAUAUAAGGCGACAAGGAAAACUUUGCGAUGUAACAUUAAAGGUUGGGGAGCAAAAGUUUUCAGCACAUAGAAUUAUACUGGCAGCCAGCAUCCCUUACUUCAAUGCCAUGUUCACCCAUGACAUGAUGGAAUCAAAACAGAAUGAAAUAACUAUGGAAGGAAUUGAGCCAGGUGCUCUGGAAGCGUUGGUGAACUUUGCCUAUACAGGAAAUGUGGCCAUAGACAAGAAUAAUGCACAGUGUCUUCUUAUAGCAGCCAGCUUUCUGAAUUUGCAUUCUGUGAGAGAUGCCUGCUGUAAUUACUUCAAGGACAGACUAAAUGUACAGAAUUGUCUGACACUACGGGCAUUUGCUGAUCAAUAUAUGUGUGUCAGCCUUGUGGAGGCCACCAACAAAUUUAUUCAGUUCAAUUUCAAGCAAGUUUCAGAUACUGAAGAAUUCUAUGCACUUGGAAAGCAGGAUGUUGUUGAAAUAAUUUCUUAUGAUGAACUAAAUGUCAACAGCGAAGAGGAGGUUUUUGAGGCUGUACUAAACUGGGUGAAAUUCAAAGAGGCAGAACGCAAAGUUUUCCUGCCUGAGCUGAUGGUGAAGGUUCGACUUCCACUGCUGACUCCUCCUUACCUCAGUGAUCGUGUAGCCACAGAGAAUCUUAUUAAAAAUUCUCUUCUGUGCAGGGAUUUGCUGGAUGAAGCACGAGAUUAUCUGCUAAUGCCAGAAAGACGAACAUUAAUGCAGACCUUUAAAACUCGUCCUCGCUGUUGCACAGAUAUUCCUGGAAUAAUUUAUGCUGUUGGUGGUCUUACACCUUGUGGCAACUCGCUGAACACUGUUGAGCGAUACGAUCCUGUAACAGGAUGUUGGUCUGUGUCUGAGUCUAUGAAUACAACUCGAAGCAGGGUUGGUGUUGCUGUUUUAAAUGGGCGACUUUAUGCCAUAGGAGGUUACAAUGGAGUUGAUCGACUUAAUACAGUGGAAUCAUUUGAGCCUUCAAUACGAAAAUGGAAAAAAGUUGCUUCCAUGAAUUGUAAACGCAGUGCUCUUGGAGCAGCAGCUGUAGGUGGAAAGCUGCUUGUGUGUGGAGGCUACGAUGGUGUGUCAUCACUUCACUCAGUGGAAAUAUAUGAUCCCAAGACUGACUCAUGGAUGCUUGUUGCACCAAUGAAAAAUCAUAGGAGUGCUUCUGGUAUGGCUGUUCUGGAUGGGGAGGUAUACAUAUGUGGGGGCCAUGAUGGACUUUCCAUUUUUGAUUCUGUUGAGUGUUACAACUGCACAGAAGGGCAAUGGCGAGAUGUACCCAGUAUGAUUUCCAAGCGCUGCCGCCUUGGGGUUGCAGCCCUUAAGGGUAAACUGUAUGCUGUUGGUGGCUAUGAUGGCGCAGUUUUCCUGCACAGUGUUGAAUGCUAUGACCCAAAGGCUGGCCAAUGGAAAGAGGUGUCACCAAUGAAUAUGAAACGAAGUCGGGUAGCUGUGGCAGCUACCCAUGGAAAACUGUUUGCUAUUGGUGGGUAUGAUGGACAGACAAAGCUAACGUCAGUGGAGAUGUAUGACCCUGAGAAGGAUAGGUGGACUCUCGUGGCACAGAUGAUAUUGCAUGAAGGAGGGGUUGGGGUAGGGGUUGUUCCAAAUGAAGAUCCCAAUUAUGAUCCCAUUUAAAACCAAGGACAGUCAGUUCAUAAACUUUUGUGAAAGUUGUUGCCAAACACAUUUUGUGGGCUGGAAAGAUGUCUGUUAAUUUGUCUUGAAAGGUUCAAGUAGAUUAAGUUUUGCUGCAAAUUCAUUCUUUUUGUCAGCAGAAGAGCCUAGGUGUUCUAUAGAUUUACAGAUGUCACAGAAAAACAAUCUUUUACUUCAAAAACUUCAUUUAUUUCACUUAAAAUUUAUUUGGAAUAGGGUAAUAGUACAGAUUGUGAUCAGGAGUUUCCUGUUGAUGUGUGUCGAUCUGUGAUUAAAGCAUUUACCUGUUUGUUUUUGCCACUUGUGACAAUAACAAAUGUACACUCAGGAUUCUAAUCUGAACAUGUAUAUUGGAUAAAUUAGGAAAUCAUUAGCAACUUCCUGCAAUAUUGUGAGAAAACAGUAUUUCUAAAUGUGAUGCAAACUAGUCAUGUAAUAUUUUAAUUACAUGUCUUCUCAUUAAAUUUUUAUGUUCAGUUUUUCAGAGUGUGAUAUGUACAAUACCUGGAGUGCAUUUUAAUGUAAUUGUGUAUGGUACAGUGCAGGUAUGAUGGGUACUCUGGUUACAUUCAGUGACCAAUAUCAUCAUGUGUGACCAUUACAAUCAUGUGUGACCAAUACAAUCAUGUGUCAUGGGUUCAUAUCUUGUUCUUUCUCUGCAUGUAGCAUUUGCGGAUAACUGAUUUGCCAUGAUUUGAUCUUAGUCACUGGCUCAAUGUAAGUACUGUUGAUCCUCCCACCCACCCCUUCCACUCUCAUACAUCUAUGUGUGCUUAUUCAUAGGUGCCAGGAUAUUUUGCUUGAUGCACUCAUAAUUAUUUGCACAAAUAUCUAAUCAAGAUGAGACCUUUGAAUCUCACCAAUAGUUGGACAUUGCAAACACAGAUGUUAUUCUUGUACUUUUAUAUCAAAUGUGUUUCAAUAGCUUAUGACUAUAAUCUAAAAAAAAAAAAUGUGGAUUUUUGCCUCUCAUGUGAAAUUGUGUAGUGAUUGUUCACCAUUUUUUUCUCUGGCUUUCUUACCCCUUAUCACUUCGUUCUUAUCACCCCUCUGGCUACCUCUUUUAGCCCUGGGGUGUUGUUGUAUGUUUGUGUUUUUGGGUGAAUUGGUGCUUUAUGCCAAGCCAUCAACUAAGUUACAUCAUGGUAAAGCAGUCAGUCCUGUCAAGAGGUGCCACAGAGAAAGAACAAUACACCUGAGACGAGAUUUGAAUCCAGGACAUUGAAUCCACUGUAUUGUUCACUGUUGCUCUACUGGACAGUCCUGAGUGGGUGAGAAGGUUGUGUAUGUAUUUGACUACACAGUAUGCAGGACCAGAAUUUAAACUUUCAGCAUGUAUAUGUAGCAAAUUAGAAUGUAGAAACCAAGUGAAAUUUCUGUAAUCUGAUUUUGUGUGUGUGUGUGCGCUCACGUAUGCUUGUUAGCAAUUACAAAAAUAUAAGAGUACAAGAAGACUGGCAUAAGCCUUAGAUACACCAAUGUGGUCAAUAGAUAUUUUUGCAUGAUAUCCUGAAGAAAAGCAGUAGGAAUUAUUUUUUCAGACAGUUUUUCACAUCAGAUUGCUGUGACCUUGUUCAGCUAUGGUGUGGACUAACAGGAUAAUGAUGUUAAUCAAAAUGUCAUUAGGCAGUUUAACAAACAGGAAAAAACAUUGCUUAAAUAGAACAUCGUACUGUAUGACUUAUAAACGAAGCAAACAGUGUUGAGAGCCUAUCACUAGUAAACAUUAGGCACACUGUGAAAAAAGUACCCAAAGAGAAAUGCCUGUAUAAGACAGCAAAGUGUUAUUCUGGAAGACCACGAAGUGUUGAUUUUUAUGCAGGCGCCUGCAGUCUUUUAUACACUUGGAACCCAUCAUUAAAGCUGAUUCACGACUACCAUGGGGACGUCUCGGAAGAGAACCGGAGGUGAAGGACGGGCUCAACUAACUACAAGCAAUUUUCAGUUCCAAGUUUGCCUGAGUCAGCCAGUGAAAGUAACAGUAGCGACGGCAGCAAUGGCGAGGCUCAACAAGAACAGCAGGAGCAUCAACUUCAAAACCAAAUUCAAGUUGUACAAGUCCCUGGUCGUUCCCAUCAUACUGUAGGCUGCGAAGCGUGGACCCCGUUGACCUAAACAAAGAGGAUUUAGCCAUUAGAGUUUAAAUGCUUCCGAAUUUCCUGCAUGGAAUGAAAACAAAUGACUUUGUCGACAAUUUAGUUGCCGGUCUGGUCGGUUCCCCGGGAACCGGACCUCUGUUCUCCACCGUCGAGCAGCGAAAACUGGUUUGGUUCGGGCACGUCUCUCAGCACAACACACCACCCAAGACAGUGUUCCAGGGGUGUGUGGAGGGAGGUUUCGACUGUGCAAGCAGAAAAAGUGAUGACUGACCAACAUCAACGGGCCGUCAGAUGGCCCCACUGGCGCACCUACACCAUUGCUGAUCGUCACUCCAACGUCUAGUCACAGGAGAGAGAGAGAGAAUUUAGCGAAGAUCGGCCUCCUGAGAGAGCAUGCAGUCGUCCAAUUGCUUUGUCCAGUUAAUCUUUUCACUCGGAAACCAAGCCUACAACUCAAUCCAUGAAAUAGCUGACGUUCCUCACUCAUGUUAGAAAUUUGAUCGGGCCGCUUGAGUACCCGACACACCUGAAACAACAUGUUCUGUUUGUAAGGGGAAGUUGUCAAUUACUUUGUCAAUAAUGGAGGCGAUUUUUUUAGUUGUUUUGUUUUCCGCCUUCUUUCGCUCACUCACUCAGGUUUGAAGUGAAGAAUGGCGCAAGGCAGGAAAUAACGGCCACUCCUUUGGCGACAGCAGUGUGAACAUCGAGAGGGCGGAAGUUGGUAUUUCUUUAUUUGACUUUUUUUUGCUAGAUUAAAAAGUAAGGAGUCGCAUAAAACAGUGGACGAAGGGGAGUGAGGGGAGUGGGGAACAGGACAUGUAUGUAGUUCCCCGUGUUUAGUCUCCCAAGAAGACGCGACCUAAUGACUUUCUACUGAACCAGCCACAGGCACGAUGAUCUGCUCCAUGAUUAGGAGCAUUACUCACAAAGCUAUGAAGUCUUUGCAUUACUAGGGAAAAAAAGUAUAAAAAUUCCCAUUUGUGCAUUUUUUUUAAUGUUUGAGCUGCAUUAUCCAAAAUAAUCCAUUCAUGCCAAAUUUCUCAUGUUUUAAUCUAUAAGAUAUAAAUUAUAUUUCUCAUACUGUAGGCUGUAGCUGUAUGUUUUGUUGUUAGUUUAUCUCACUCUUUUAAUGGCGUUCGAUUCACUGGCACAUUUUGUUCGUUGAAGACGUCUACUAGUAUAAGGCUAUAGUCAUCGAGCUACAUUUGCCUUAUCGAAAGAAAAUUAAAAAAAUUCUUUAUUA